Molecule: messenger RNA, 1097 nt
Organism: Pelagomonas calceolata
Lineage: Eukaryota; Pelagophyceae; Pelagomonadales; Pelagomonadaceae
Source: the annotation of a GenBank genome assembly
CGCGGACUAAUUCCACAAGCGCGUUUUUUGGCCUGCCAUUGCUCCUUCCGGACGCACCUGUGCCACUAGACGGCUGCGUCGAGCGUCUGUGCUGAGCUGCUCUCGUUGCGUAGCGCAGGCGACACAGCCCUCGCACCCUCAAAAUGCCAAGUUACAAUGGCCGCAGGCGAGGCGGUAGGGGACGUGGACGCGGCCGCAGCAAUAACUACAAUAACAACCAGAACCAGAACACCUUCGGCGGCGGCAAUCAAAACAUCCCGCUUGGCGCCGCCGGCCAAAACAACGCGUUCGGUGGUGGCAUGCAGCAGUCCUCGCCCUUUGGCGGCGGCAUGCAGCAAUCGAAUACCUUCGGCGGUGGCAUGCAGUCGAACAACACCUUCGGCAGCGGCCUGGGCGUCCAGCAGUCGAGUACGUUCGGCGGCGGCCAGUCGUCGACCACGUUUGGCGGCCAGUCGAACUCGUUCAAUCGCGGCGGCCUGGGCAUCCAAAGGAACCGGCCGCCGCGGACGCCAGCGCGGACGCAGAACAUCCCGCUCGGCUCGGCCGGGACGGCCUCGACCUUCGGCGCGACCUCAUCCCUGGGAAACUCGUCCAUGUUCGGCGCGGCGCCCGCGCCGACGACGUUUUUCGGUGGGUCUACCGCGCCGGCGGCCUCGCCCUUCGGCGGCGGCGGCGGAGCGACGACGUUCGGGGGAGGAGCGCCCGCGGCGACGCCUUCGCCCUUCGGAGGCGCCUCGCCGGGCGGAGCAACGACGUUCGGCGCGGCGGCGCCGUCGACGACGUUCGGCGGGGCCGCGGCGUCGCCCUUCGGGGGCGCCUCGCCGGCCGCCGCGUCGCCGUUCGGUGGAGCACAAACCGCCGCGGCGCCGGGCACGGGCGCGCCGCCCUAUGCAGCGACGCCCGACACGACCGUGGACAACUCGAAGCACCGGCAGGUGCUCCUGCCCAUCACGGCCAUGCCUCCCUACGCCGGCAAGUCCUUCGAGGAGUUGAGGGUGGAGGACUAUCAGCAAGGCAACAAGGGCCGGGGCGGCGCCGCGCCGGCGACGCCGGCCUUUGGCGGGAGUCCGGCGGCCGUGGCGUCGCCGUUUGGAGGC